This is a messenger RNA of Diprion similis, 1922 nucleotides long. RefSeq names its product prion-like-(Q/N-rich) domain-bearing protein 25. The transcript has 7 exons. Lineage: Eukaryota; Metazoa; Arthropoda; Insecta; Hymenoptera; Diprionidae. The record is from RefSeq and is a predicted model, not a curated record. The coding region runs from base 656 to 1585 and encodes 309 amino acids.
CCAGGAAAUGCAUCGUCCCGGUCGGCUAACCGGAACCCCCGUCGGGGCGCCGGCACUCCUCGUAGUUUUUUACCUGGUAUUAGCACGACUGGCUUCAGUCUUCGGCGCGACUCAGCACCACGCGCAUAUUCUCGACAGACGUGAGUUCGCAGUAUCUACUUACGAUUUUCGAGUUGGCCUGAAGGCGUGUGAAAACGGUCGGAGGUGCUUCCCCAGGUCGCGGGACCGCGUGAAUAGAAAGCACUGGUACCCACACCAGAAACGACGCGACGUGACCUCAACGAUGAUACUGCGCCACUCGCGAGCAUGGGAAACGCCUAAGCGGUCCCAAAAUCGAGUCCUCCGUGUAUAGUUACUCGACCGGAUUUGUAGGGCCCCGAGUUCUUACCGGCUCGGAUUAGGCCCACGCUAGCCGCUCGCGUCGUCUGACCCGAAGUGAAACUGAAUCGCUUCGGGCCCCGCAGUUUCGAAUGUGCGCGUCUGGCCCGCGUCUGGCUUAAUAAAAUUCGGCGCACUUGGUCGAGGAUUGUAUUGUUGGAUCUUGUUGUGGUGCGUGGACGAUUUUUACGCCCAAGAAAACGAAAUACUACACCUGUAAUAAUACGGAGAAAAUAUAUAACGAGGCGAGGAAACGCGAGGAGUAUUAUAGUGCCUAAUGACGAGACCUCGGAGCACCGAAUCGAUAAUAAUAAUAACUAUAAUCGUCAUUUUCGCACACUCGUUUAGCAGCGCUGUCUACGUCUCGAUGCAGCCUGCCUCGCUGACGGACGGGAAUUCGGGCCCGCAAAAACCGAAGACUUUGGCUGCCUGUAAUUAUGACAGUGACUGCGUUGAGAAUGCUUACUGCCAGUCACAGGAGACCUGCAAAUGCAAGGAGGGUUUCUUCGUUGACAGGAACAGAACUCACGCACAAUGUUUGGCGAGUAUCGGCGAGAUCUGCCAAGUGACGGAUAACUGUCACGUCGAGGGUUCACCGAGCUAUUGUGAGACCGGGUUCUGCACCUGUCCGUUACAGCAUCAUCCGAACGAAAACGGAACCCGGUGUAUAAAGAGUUCGAAUCUGGGGGAUGAAUGCUCUGGCGACGAGGAAUGCGUGACGACGAACUCCAAGUGUUACGACAUCUGUCGGUGUCGGGUUGACCACGUAAUAUCGGGGGAUCAAAAGCGGUGUUUGAAGGUUGCGAACACCGUCGGCGAACCCUGCGAGGAAGACUCUCAGUGUCAGGAGUACGUGAGCCACUCGGGAUGCAGAGAGGGCAGUUGUGCCUGUAAAACCAACUACCAUCAGCGUGGACCGAUCUGCGUGAAGAGCGUCGUGCUGAGUGGGUCUUGCACGAGUCAUCAACAGUGCGUUACGCGGACUUACAAGAAUUCGAAUUCGUCGGAGGUAACCAGCGUCGAUUGCAUCGAUGGAAUCUGUACUUGCGCAAACAAUUACAUGACCACCGAGGAUUCUCUCGACUGUGUCCAAUAUAGUGAAAACGGUGCAACUAUUGUCAACUUUACGACGGAGCUUCUUUUCGUUUUAUCGAUAUUCCCAAUUCUCCCCACGUUGUUUCGGGAAAGAUUUUGUUUUAAAACAUAAAUUAUAGACCCAUUUAAGGUGCAGAUAAUUGUUCGUUAUCUACUCCGACUCGUCGUCGCUUAUACAUAUAUAUGUUAUGGUAAUAGACCGGAAUUUUGAAUCUUAAACCCCCAAAGGAUGAAUCCGUGCUAAUCAUCUCCGUACGCAUGUAGUGUUUGGAUUAUUUACCAGUACAAAUUCAUCGCAUCCAAAGUGAAUUAGUUGUAUGAUUAUUAUUUAUUCAAUUUUGUCAUUUAUUUUUUUGUCGUUUCUUCUAUAUAGAGAAUUGUAAAUAGAAUAUACUCGUAUUGCAAGUGACAAUAAUGAUGAAAAAAUAUAUCUAUUAUAGUUACUGUUA